AUGAUGAAAUUUACUAAACAGAAUUUUAUUUUUUUAGUUGGUGGAAUGAUAAUUUAUGUAGUUGAUAUUGGAGUAGACUUCUGGGUAGCUAGUAAAUAUUUCUGUCAAGGACAAUAUUCUUGGAGUAUAUUGAUGCUGUGUUUUAGAGGUCUUUCAUCAUUAAUAACUCAGAUAUUCAGUUAUGAGUGGUUUAAAAAUGACUGGGAAGGUACCAAUACUAGGAAGCUGAAAUGGAUUUUUCUAGUUCAUCUCUUUCAGUGUGGAAUUUUUAUAAGGUAUUGGUUUGCUUUGAAGUAUGGCUGCCAAGCUGCAUUUAAACCAAAUAGCAGUGGAGAUGCAUCAGAAACAGACCCUCCCAACUUCAUUCAAAAACAAGCCGUUGAUGUAGUGACUGAUAUUAACAUGCUCAGGGUGUUCAAGACUUUUCUUGAGACCACACCACAGCUUUUUGUCCAAAUUUACAUCGUCAUGGAACAUGGCAAAGAUAAUAUCUGUCAAUAUGCUGCCAUUAUUAUGUCAUUUUGUGGUAUCUCCAUUUCAACGGUUGAUUAUCAGGUAUCAUUACGAAAAUCCCUGCCUGAUAAAGAUGAAUUUCCUGUGCUUCCCAAGUUAGUGUACCUUUUCUAUAAGCUGCUUACCAUCACUUCUUGGAUACUCAGUAUUUCACUGAUCACUCGACUAAGUGUUAAAAGUUCUGUAAUUCUGCUGACAUUUCUUUGGAUCUGUGGCUUCACCUGGACUUUGAAACAACAUACAGCAUUUUGCAAAUCUAAGAAGAUGGAAUAUCUGUACAGAACUGUUGUUGGAAUCAUUCUAAUUUUUACCUUUUUUAACAUAAAGGGGAGAAAAACAAAAGUUUCCAUUUCUAUUUAUUAUGCUACUCAUACUGUUGUAACUCUAGGUAUUUUGUUUGUAUAUAUGUUUUGGAAACCUUCCAUUAUUAAGGACAUACAUUUUACAAUUGUGAGCAUCCUAACUAUUGUUAGUCUGGUGUUAGGUAUUAUUUUUCUUGUUGUUUAUUAUAGGCAUUUUCAUCCCACUGCUUACUGCAAACCACAGGCAUGUUCAGAUGAAGUUGAUGGAGAGGUAGGACAAAAAGAUAGAAUGGGAAUUGAUAGAUUUCAAAAUUUCAUAAUGCAAUGA
Charadrius vociferus (killdeer) is the source of this 1143-nucleotide messenger RNA. It is a transcript of the gene XKR9, whose product is annotated as XK, Kell blood group complex subunit-related family, member 9. The transcript is spliced from 3 exons. The coding region runs from base 1 to 1143 and encodes 380 amino acids. NCBI's taxonomy places the organism in Eukaryota, Metazoa, Chordata, Aves, Charadriiformes, Charadriidae. The record is from RefSeq and is a predicted model, not a curated record. Gene Ontology annotation, cellular component: plasma membrane. Gene Ontology annotation, biological process: phosphatidylserine exposure on apoptotic cell surface; apoptotic process involved in development; engulfment of apoptotic cell.